CGCUCCCGCUUCCGCUUCCGCUUCCUGCCGCGGCGCGGGUCAAAGGCCGCCUGGGCCCUCAGCCGGAGGGGCGGUGGUGGGAGCGGAGGGGCAGUUCUCCAAAUGGCUUCUUUUGGGUGGAAGAGAAAGAUUGGUGAGAAAGUUUCAAAAGCCACUUCACAACAAUUUGAAGCAGAAGCUGCUGAUGAUAAAGACCUGGUUGAUGAUGAUGAAGAUAACUGGGUGCAUGCAACUAAGAGAAGAAAAGAAGUUCUUCUAGAAGACUGCAUAAAGAAAAGCAAGCAGCUGAAGGAUGAAGGUGCAGAUUUGGCAGAAAACAUGAGAUACCGAGAGGCUAUUCACAAAUGGGAUGAAGCACUUCAGUUAACUCCAGAGGAUGCUACACUUUAUGAGAUGAAAUCACAGGUCCUGAUGUCUUUGCAUGAGAUGUUCCCAGCAGUGCAUGCAGCAGAAAUGGCUGUCCAGAGAAAUCCGCGUUCCUGGGAUGCCUGGCAGACUUUGGGACGUGCCCAGCUUGGAUUAGGAGAAAUAGCACUGGCAAUCCGAAGUUUUCAGGUAUCCUUACACAUUUUUCCAAUGAACCCUGAGGUAUGGGAAGAGGACCUUUCUUGGGCAAGAAAACUCCAUGAACAUCAGGAGAAGGCAACAAAGACUGAGGCAGUGCAAGCCCUGGCAAAAGCAAAAGAGUUUCCUCAAGAAUCAAUCCCAGACUACGACUUUGAAAGUGAUGAGAUUGUGGCAGUCUGUGCUGCCAUCGCAGAGAAGGAGAAAGCUCUUGCAGCAGCUAAAACUGUAGUGAUUGUGUCUGCUUCAGGCGCUGUAGAGACUGUUACUGAGAAGGAAAACUGUACUACAACUCCUGAUGAUACCAUUUUUAUCAGAGCCCGAUAGGGCAGCCUGGUAUGUUGUCAGGGCUAUGUAUAUUUUGAGAACUAGUGUUGUUUAUUUUAUGUUGAGUUUUUCUUUUUUUCCCCCUUUUUUAAAAAUCAGUUGGGGAGCCUACAAAAGAAACUAUUUUUUCUUUUGAAAUUUUUGAUUUGAUUGAAACCGUCUUUCUUUUUAAAAAGCACAGACCUGAAUUCAUCUUCCAUCCAUACUUUUGGAGAAGCAAGCUAAGAGUUGAUUUUAAAAAUCUCAUGAACAAACAUAAUGUUAAAAUGUGUAACUACAUUAUAACAACAUCUCUCUUGUAACUGUAUUUCAUAAUUGUUCAAGUUACUCUCUACAUCUUCUGAAUAAUUAAUCAGCUCCUAUUUAAAAUAUAAAUAUUGAUAACAAAUUGCCCUUUUUUGUUUAUAUUUCAAGCCUUAAUGAUUAACAUUUAGCAGCCGGUUCAAAUAUGAGUUGUUCUCUUGGUCUCAAAAGUCUGGCCUUUCCUUAUUUUAAAUGCUGGUCUACUGCCAGCACCAAAAGUAAAAUGAUAGGAGCUGGAAAUAGGUACAUCUCUGAAGUGUAUUACUUCUAUCCUUUUUUUCCCCAGUAAUGCUGAAAAUCUUAUAAAGGGAAUCAAUUGAUCUUUCAGAGUUCUUAUGACCCACUGUUCAGGACAGCACUGCUUCAGUCUCCCUUUUAAAUCAUUUAAAUCAAGAAAUUUUGUUGGAAUGAAAAGAGCGUGCAAUGCAAUAAGUACUUUCAAAAUACCUAGGCUAUAUGGAAAAGCCACUUCUUACAAUAUCUAAACUUAUCUAUGUUGCAUUUCCAGGCAUCUUAUGCAAAACACAACACAUUUAAUCAGGAAAUUUUGGGGGGUUGGAUAGCAGGGAGAGUGUUGUGUUAACGCUGAUGCGUGAUUUAGGAGGUUUCUUUACCUAGUCUUUAUCUUUCUUUAGGGGAAGAUGGUGGUUGCUUCCUCACAUGGGCAGUUCAGAGAAACGAAGUCAUGCUACUUCCUUCGGCUUCUCUUGGCUGAGACGGCCCUCUUUUCACUGUCUGUAGAUGCAUUUGAAAGAAUACCUUCCUAACCAGGCUGCCACUUUGGCAUGUAUGAAAGUAGGCAAUUAAACUGCCACCUUGUGAAUAAUCUAACUUAGCUGAAGUUUCCUCCUUGCACAAAACUAGAUUUUAGCUAUUGUUUAUAGCUAAAUAGACAUAUUUAAGCUUACUUAAAUGUAUAUGUAAUAUACAGGUGCAUUUUAAGUGUUACAGUGACUGCAAAGAGACUUUUGGAAGAAAUGGUCAAUUGAGAAAAUCCCAGAGAGUUCAGGAUAUAUAUUUUUGGGAGAACAUCAUUUCCAUUCAAUUUUGAUAAUUUUUGCGUGACAAAGACGGGUUUGUAGCCAAGGGAAACCUUUUGAAAUCAGUCAUUUUUGCCUUUUUAGUAGUUGAUUUUUAUUUUAAAAUUAAAAUAAUUUUUAAUUAAAAUGUUUAAAAACACAUUUUGAAAGGAAAUAACUUUGCUGGAGAAGCCUACUGCUUUUUGCAAUAAUAAAUGUAUUAUAGAAAAAUUAUUUAACUUAGGUCAUAGUUUCAUUUGAAUCUUGUUAAUUCUUCAGAGGACGUCUGUCCUCCAUAUAGAAAUAGAUUGUACCUUUCAGAGACUUACUUGCAGUGUUGUACUUACUGUGUUUUCAUUAAUUUUUGUGUGAUUCUUCUUGAAUUUAUUUUUGUAUAUACGGUAAUUUUUGUAUCUAUGAGCAGAUACACACAUUCACCCCCCCCCCACACACACACACCUUACGCUUUUUAACAUCUGAGUAUUUAAAAUAUCUGCAGUUAACAUCUUAUGCAAAACACAACACAAUGCUCUGUUUUCAUUUGUCCAAUUCUGGAACAGAUCCUGAAAUGCUUGUUGAAUGGACAUUUGAUUAUCAUACUGUUUGAUUGAAGAAUUUUAUCAUCAUAUUUUUCCUAACAACUUAACUAAGACAAUCUAAGUAGCCACAGGAAGAAUUACUAUGAAAAGGAUUUGGACAGAUUUCUUCCAAGAAGAGACACCCUCUGGCUAGAGGAAGGUAUGUGUAAGAUGCAGUAAGGUAUGUGUCCUCAUUUUUAAAGGAAAUGGGCUGUAAUCUAACACAUUUCUUUCUUUGCCUUUUAUACUUGUGUGAAUGUGUUACGUAUUUACUCAUACAGUUAAGACUUUGUCUCCAUCCUUUCAGAGGUCCAUGUUAUCACUGCAUCUACUCCCACUGAAAUGAUUCACAAAAUUCCUGCUGAAUUUGUUUUUUUGUUCCAACUAGAUCAGGCUUCUGGGUAUUGUCAUGACACUAAUAUCUUGUAACAGGCAGCAGCUAAGUUCUUGUGACUAUGUUAUUCUCAACCUGGGAAGUUUGACUUUUUUUUUUUUUUGUACAGCAUGUCAUGUUUUGCAUGCAUAAGACUUUUUGGAUCUAUUUGAAUAAAAUAUUGGCUUCUCUGCUGCUUA
Messenger RNA from Rhea pennata, 3364 nucleotides. It is a transcript of the gene TTC33, whose product is annotated as tetratricopeptide repeat domain 33. Lineage: Eukaryota; Metazoa; Chordata; Aves; Rheiformes; Rheidae. The transcript has 5 exons. The coding region runs from base 103 to 891 and encodes 262 amino acids. Gene Ontology annotation, molecular function: protein binding. The record is from RefSeq and is a predicted model, not a curated record.